Molecule: messenger RNA, 460 nt
Organism: Malaclemys terrapin pileata
Lineage: Eukaryota; Metazoa; Chordata; Testudines; Emydidae
Product: histone H4-like
Exons: 2
Coding region: 1-312 (103 amino acids)
Biological process (GO): nucleosome assembly
Cellular component (GO): nucleosome
Molecular function (GO): structural constituent of chromatin; DNA binding; protein heterodimerization activity
Source: RefSeq, a predicted model, not a curated record
AUGUCUGGUCGCGGUAAGGGUGGUGAAGGCUUGGGAAAGGGAGGUGCCAAGCGCCAUUGUAAAGUGCUUCAGGAUAACAUCCAGGGUAUAACCAAGUCAGCUAUUCGUCGCUUGGCUCGAAGCGGGUGUGUGAAGCGUAUUUCGGGGUUGAUCUACAAAGAGACCUGUGGAGUGCUGAAGGUGUUUGUCAAGAAUGUGAUCAGUGAUGCUGUCACUUACACUGAACAUGCCAAGCGAAAGACUGUAAUGGCUAUGGAUGUGGUUUAUGCUCUGAAGCGCCAGGGUCGUACUCUCUACGGUUUUGGUGGCUAAACAAGUCACUAAAGUCAACAGGACAACUGUCCAACCUAAGUACCAAUAACGCAAGGUCCUGAUGAAUAAGUAGUAAGUGAUCAUGUAAUUAAGACCAGUAUCAUAUUACAUAAGUACAAGGAGUCGACUUUAAGGUUGCACAGACACA